Messenger RNA from Clonostachys byssicola, 477 nucleotides. The record is from the annotation of a GenBank genome assembly. NCBI's taxonomy places the organism in Eukaryota, Fungi, Ascomycota, Sordariomycetes, Hypocreales, Bionectriaceae.
AUGGAGACGUUCUUCGACGACCACGAGCACAAUCUCCGACCUACCGACGAAGCCGGAGCCUGGAUCACACUCACAGGGAGAGGCCCCGAAGCCCACCUCGAACCAGACAUCACCACGGAAGUCGAAACGACUCCCCAUCCCCUGAACGACGGCGACCUCAGCAUCAUCACCAUACUCACCAUACCCAUCAUCGAGACCACGCGGCUCGGCCACGUCGCCAAGGCAGCAGUUGACGCCGCCGCCAUCGAGGCCAUUCGCCAGCGACACCAACCCGGCCCGUGGACAGGCAGCAAGGGGGCCCGCGUCGCGACGGCCGCUGUCGGCGCCGCUGUGACCGACCAUGUCAUUGACAAGGAUCCAAACAAAGGCAAGCGGCACUUGGUGGAAUCUACAUUGGGAGGGCUCUUGGCCAACCGACUCAUUAAUGGAUCUCGGGACGAAGCGAAGCGUCGAGAGUCUGGACACCUGCGGAGAUGA